Molecule: messenger RNA, 2937 nt
Organism: Talpa occidentalis (Iberian mole)
Lineage: Eukaryota; Metazoa; Chordata; Mammalia; Eulipotyphla; Talpidae
Product: serine protease FAM111A
Exons: 5
Coding region: 170-2095 (641 amino acids)
Source: RefSeq, a predicted model, not a curated record
CCCUGGGCGCCAUUUCGUGCCGCUGCUCUCGAGGAGGCGCACGUCGGUCACCCGCGCUCCUGCGACGGAGUCUCGGCUUCGAGACUCAUCUGAGGAAAGAGGGAGCGAUACCUCUGCAGACCAAAAACCAACGCAGUAACUAACGUUCCUGACUCUUUCACCAGUUACCAUGAGUUUGAAGAAGCGCCGGAUCAACUCAUCCGAUGCCAAGGGAAAUAAGAAAAUGGAUGACUAUGUCUACAAGGUUGGCAAAACCCAGCAGAAUGAUCCCAGUCUUCCACAAACAUCCUCUGAAAAAUGUCCAGAAGACAAAACUAACCUCCAGGCUGAAGGUCCCACCACUAGGACAGUGAAGGUGACUUUGGCGAGCUUUGGAGACCACAGGGCAUAUGAGGUUGGCAAAACCCAGCAGAAUGAUCCCAGUCUUCCACAAACAUCCUCUGAAAAAUGUCCAGAAGACAAAACUAACCUCCAGGCUGAAGGUCCCACCACUAGGACACUGAAGGUGUCUUUGGCGAACUGUGGAGACGGCAGGGCACGUGAGGUCAGAGGCAGUUUCAGAGCUAGCUUGUAUGAGGUGCUCAUCAAUGAGAGUGAGGAUUUAAAAAAAAAGAUUGAUUCCCAUAAAGGCAAAGAGAUUCUGAUACAAGGCAUAAAAGGCAUUGAUGCGGCCAUCAACCCAGGGAUGCCCCUGAGUUGUUUGCCUGAAAACUGCCAUGUGGAAAUUACAUUUGUCAAAAGUAAAAGUAAGCAUAAGAAAGAGAAUCAGAUAUUUGGCCGAUUUGACCACGGGUCAGGCGAGUGUGUCAAGUUUUAUAUUCAUGCCAUCGGGAAGGAGAGAAAAAAGAUCGUGAAAUUCCCCGGACUUCACAGAAAGGGUGGCAAACUCUGCAUCUACUCUUUCAAAGGAGAAACCAUCAGGCAGGCCUUGUGCAAGGAUGGCAGAUUGCUUCCUUUUCUGAAGGAUCAUGGCUGGAAACUCAUUGAAAAUGCCGACACCAUUUUAGAAAGCACACAGCUGGUGGAUGACAUAGAGGAAAGGGUCUUUGAGGUGGAGUUUGAGAAAAGGCUCACGAGGGCUAACACGACUGAGAACGCUGAGCCACAGAACAGGAACACCACUCUAUUGAAUGAAGCACUUGUGGAGCAGUACCCCAUUUUGAGAACGGAAAGUCAGAAAAUGAUAGCUUAUUUAAGGAAAGAUGAGGAAAACUCAAAGGCUUUUUACGAAGUUUGUAAAACAAAUUUUGGGAAAGAGAGAAAGAGCUUUACUACGGGCGCAGUCAUAAAGCUUGUUCAUCCUCUCCUUGACUCAGUUGGGUUCAUGGAAUGGGACAACAACGGGAGAAGAGGUCAUGCCUCCUGUUUUGUUUUCAAAUGGCCGUACAUUUUCACUUCCCAGCAUGUAUUGCGUAUGCUUGUGGGAGAAGGAAUAGAGGUCCGUGACUGGAACAGCAUAAUUAGUCGAAGUGCAAAGGUGACUUUCAAUUAUUACGAGACCACAAUUCAAAAAAAUGACUGGUUUUCCAUUGAUCCAUCAUUUUUGAAAUCUGAUGCAACUCUUGAUUAUGCAGUUCUGAAACUGAAGGAGAAUGCACAAGUCAUUUCUCCAGGAUUAUGUGAUAAAUUUAAUUCUACACCACCUAAUGGGUUGGUAUAUAUCAUCGGCCACCCAGAUGGAAAUGCGAAAGAAAUUGAUCACUGUUUUGUGAUCCCCCUGAGUCAGCGAGAAGAAAAAUGUGAACAACGUGUCAAAAACGGCGGCCCAUUUGUCCACAUGUACACUAGAAAGAGUUUCCAGGGAAUAGUUAACAACCCCAACGUGAUUACCUAUGACACCUUCUUUUACUUUGGUUCUUCUGGCUCCCCAGUAUUUAAUUCAAGUGGUGCGUUGGUAGCCAUUCAUAAUGCUGGCUUUGCUUUUAUAGAUGAAAGAGGGAUGAAUAGUAUCAUUGAGUUUGGCUCAUCUAUGAUAUCCAUCCUCUGUGAUAUUUAUCAUUGUGAAGAUGGACGACAAUGGUUUGAUGAAAUAAAGGUAGAUCUUUCUGAAUACUUACCAAAGGAUGUAGAAAUGGUGAGCGAAGAAGAGGAUUGAGGAUGGCAUUUUUGGAAUAAUAUCAAAUUACACCUUGAACAAUUCAGAGUGAAUUCAUUCCAGUCAGCCUUAAUCAGUGACGUUUUACUAUAACUCCCAUAUUCCAAAUUACAAAUUGGGCACAUCAUUUAAAGACUACUGUGCCACUUAUGGGAGGGAACAGGAAGCAAUUUGGGAGAUACAGUUUGGAUACUAAAAUGAAAUGUCUGAAGCUUUCAGGCAUUUAUGUUACAGAGUAUUUAAUAUUAAUAUUGUCUCAGAAGGUCUAAGAAAGGUAUAUUUAUAAGUUACUAUCAACAUCAUUAUAUUGACAUAGUAAGAAAUUUUCGACAGUGUGUUUUUAUAAAUUAUAAAUCCUCUUAUCCAAAAUACAUAUAUUUUACAACUGUAAUUGAUUACUACUGUCAAGUUACCUAUAUAUUUACUUUCUUUUGCAAAUGAAAUAGGUUCCAUACAAACCUCAUAUCAUUUGGCCUGUUUUCUACUGUAAUACUCUACUAGUUUAACUUGGCAGAUACACGAAGACUUGAUAGAAAAUCAAAGUGGACAUUUAUAGGAACCAGUCUCUUCCCCCUUCCCAUUCAUCUCUCAAAAAAACAAAACAAAACAACAGCCAAUCUAACAUUUGUCACCAGCCCUCUUAUUUGGCCAGGUGCUAUUUCUCCCUGAUACUUGUAGCAACCCCUUACAACAUGACUAAUAGUUUCUGGGUCCAUAUUUACCCAGAUCGCACGAAAGUUUAGUAGUCUUCAUGCUCUAGGUCUCAUGAUUGGAGUAAAAUUAUGAUGGGAAGUAAAAUAAAUAUCAUGAUGGGAAGUAAAAUAACUCAAUAAAAGUUUAUA